This is a messenger RNA of Frieseomelitta varia, 2356 nucleotides long. RefSeq lists its product as uncharacterized. Lineage: Eukaryota; Metazoa; Arthropoda; Insecta; Hymenoptera; Apidae. The coding region runs from base 227 to 1360 and encodes 377 amino acids. The record is from RefSeq and is a predicted model, not a curated record. The transcript has 3 exons.
UCCCAUUUGAAGAUCUGAGAUCCUUCACUAUCUCAACGCAUUUACAUCGGAAUAAUUUCAACCGUGCGGAAAAUACAUAUUACGUAUUCUCUGACGCGUAGAUACGGAGAUUGCUUGCUUUAUUUUGGUAUUGCGAUAUUGUUUGGUACAUUGAAAUUUUGACACCGCGAUAAAUUCUGCUGGCUUCGUCACAACUACUGUCGUAAAAUCGAUAUCUGUAAAAAAAAUGUCAAGCAAAGUACGAGGAAGUAACCUCAAGUGGGAAAAUUCAUCGGAGGAAAACGAUGUGUACGAGUCGAAGUGCAAAAUGAAAUUGCGAGAAUCAUUAAGGAACAGCCACCAGCCUGCUGAUACAGAGAACGAAAUGGGAACACGGAAACAAGGUCGGAGUCCCUCAAAGAGGCCUUGUCUCAACAGGAAUGCUUUGAUGGCUCGAGAGAAUCGGCUUAGAAAAAAGGCAUAUUUAGAAAAAAUAGAAAACAAACUGUCGUUCUAUCAACAGGAGAACAAAAAAUUGAUAAACAUUAUGAAAAAGCAGACUAUAGAUAUCAAACGAUUAAGUGGCGAAGUUGCGUAUUUAAAGAGCGUACUAAACAACAGCACAAGCAUUACCACAUUGUUGAAAACUAUCAACAAUGGUCUUCAAAAGAUUGCCACGCAGAAAAGGAAUUUGUCUUAUAUGAAUCGCGACUCCGAACAUACGAAUGCAUCGGAUGCUCAACGCAAAUGCACGUGUUAUACAAAUGUGAAGGAGAAUGUAUUGAAUUCACAAAACACCAAUAUAUUCAUUACAAACGUCAAUAAUGAUUUGUUGACAGGACAUAGCACAACCAAGGAUCUAAACAAUGAAUCUUACAUCAACCCUCAGAGGCAAUUUGCCUGCAAGAAUUCACUAGGCAUUGGUGAAGUCUCUUCGUCGUUUUUAGAUUCAGAUCAUACUUAUACAGUUUCCAAAAGUCCAGUAAUCGUUGUUAAGAACAAUUCUCAGAGUAAAGAAGCUUUACCUACCAGUUUAAUAUCUGAAGACAACUACAUGGAUAAUACAGAGGAAUUGGACAAAUUAUUACCAAUUGACCAAGCAGAUUUGCCCAAUGCUGAGAAAAAAGAUGCUGACGCCGUUGGUAUUGAUUUUGAUCAGUUGUCUUCUUUCAAUAUGGAUAUAUUUGAAGAUCUUCCAAAAUGUGACUACAUGAUGAAUACAGUUGAUAGUUUAUAUGACAUGUCCAACCCUUUUACGGCAGAGGAAAUAUCUCAAACUUUAGAUAACGCCGGAAUCUGUCUUCAUGUUAAUUCAGAUAAAGUAUCUUUAGAAUUUUGUUCUAUUUGUCAUUUAAAUAGUAAGAACUCGGGAUCAAACUGAAGGGGGAAUUGAUCGUAACUAUUGUAAGUCUCCUUAGUAAUGUUUUUAAAGACUUAACUAAAAAAUUUAAAAAUAUUUUUCGAUUAGUGGAUUAUAGCAAACUGAUAAAAAUAAUGUACUAUUGUAGUUUGUUUCUAUGAUUAUCCAGUUUAAUGUAAGAAAUUGUUAUAUAUACAGUAGUGGAUAUAUCAAUAUUUCCAGGUGCAUCGAGGAGUAUGCCUUUAUCUAUUGCUGAAGCGAUGGAACAAAAGUUGCGUUAUUAGUAUUUGUAAUAUAUAUAUAUACAUAUAUACAUACGAAUAUACCCAUAUGUGUAUACAAACGCAAUAUGUAUACAUAUAUAUACAUAUUUCCUUUCCUUUUUCUCUCCUUUUUGUAUAUUACAUUUUCAUACGCAUUUGUGCAUAUAAUGACAAGUAUAUGCAUAUAUACUGAUAUUUUGAUCUGGUGUUUUAAAUUAUAAUCAGUAUAUCAGGGUAUAAAAAUUUGUCACAGGCUUCGUUAUUGCUUUUUCAAUAAUGGUAUUUAGCAACAUAAAAUUGCUUUUUCAAUAAUGAUAUUUAGCAACAUGUUUCUGUAAGAAAUUUAUGUUUGACUCUAAUAGUUAGAAUGCCAAGAAGCUUUUGUUUGUUACAUUUAAUGUUAAAUUGUAACACUUCUAUUCCUCUAUAAUUGUUUGCUUUUUACAGGAUAAUACUCCGUUGGCAUUGAAGUUUGCCAGCGACAAUCAUAUGAAAAAUUGAAGUUUGGCAUGUCUGAAACAUUCUAUUUAACGGUAUAACUUAGUAUUUUGGAACAAUUACAAUUGCUUGUUGGGAAACUUGUAUGGAAUUACGAUCGCCCCCCUUCUUUUGUAUAGAGUAAAUAACUUUAUAAUGAACAGCUGUAUCCCGAGGAUUUUCAACCAAUAUCAACAUUCCAUCCACUGAUCGAGCUAUAUGGUAACUAAGUUGAAAUUAAAGAAUUAAAUAAUAAAUUAAAUAUUUCCUUCAUAAA